AGAUAUUUUCUUUUGGGAGGUUCAGUGUAGAUUCACAUUAAAAGGGGAAACAGAAGGAACAUUUUUACUUGCCUAAGGCAUUGAGUAAUGUUCUGCACCAUAAAUCAGCUUUAUGGGACUAGUUAUUUGUCAGAGUCUAUCCUUAAACCUCACUGUGUGGUUGUGUGUAUGAAUGAAUGUAUGCUCACCAAAGCUAUUCUUCAUUGAAAAAAAAAGUUUACUGGAUUUUGCUUCGAUAUCCCUUUAAGAGUAUUGAGGAAAUGAGAAAAACAAUUUUUUUGCUGCUAUUUCAAAAUAAAAUUUUGACAAGCUCAGCUUUAAAACUGUUUGCUUUUGCAGAUGUAUUUCAUCACCCUUAAGAAUGAAGCCAGGAAUGUUUGCUGGCCUCUAGAUUCACCUAUAGUGCCUAGAUCUACACAUGACACUCCACCACUCCUCCUCAGAAGGAACCUGCUAGCAAAACUUCCUGACAAACAUCUGCUAAGAACAUUUCUCAUCUCACUGGCAUGGUCUUUUGUAGAAUUUUCAGAGCUUUUGAAUAAGGAAUACCAGAAUGGCACUUUCUGUCAAACCUCACAACCUGAAUUCAAGCCCCAGGACCCACAUGGAAGGCCUGGCUAAGCAAGGUUGGCAGUCCUAGUUCUCGAAUCGACCGGACAGACUUUUCUAAUGAAAAAACCAUCUCUAAACUGGAAUACUCUGAUUUUAGUAUUCGAUACUAAUGGAAGAAAAGUAACAAUUGUAAUGCUUAUAUUGCAGAAAAUAAAACAUUCUUAAGUUUA
Mesocricetus auratus (golden hamster) is the source of this 782-nucleotide messenger RNA. RefSeq names its product acylphosphatase 2 (gene Acyp2). Gene Ontology annotation, molecular function: acylphosphatase activity. The coding region runs from base 340 to 621 and encodes 93 amino acids. The record is from RefSeq and is a predicted model, not a curated record. NCBI's taxonomy places the organism in Eukaryota, Metazoa, Chordata, Mammalia, Rodentia, Cricetidae. The transcript has 4 exons.